Zingiber officinale is the source of this 1401-nucleotide messenger RNA. RefSeq lists its product as uncharacterized. The transcript has 3 exons. Lineage: Eukaryota; Viridiplantae; Streptophyta; Magnoliopsida; Zingiberales; Zingiberaceae. Gene Ontology annotation, molecular function: protein dimerization activity. The record is from RefSeq and is a predicted model, not a curated record. Bases 1 to 1401 code for a protein of 466 amino acids.
AUGCUAAAACUUUUGAGAAAAUCGAAUGCUAGUAUUGGUGAUGUAAUCUUAGAGAAAGCACCGGGAAAUGCAAAAUAUACCUCACCAGAAGUUCAAAAAGAAAUCUUGCAUAUUAUUGGUAAUAGAGUCAGAAACAAAAUUUGUGCUGAAAUUGGAGAUUCUAAGUUUUGUAUUUUGGUGGAUGAAGCAAAGGAUAUAUCUAACAAAGAACAGAUGACUAUAAUUUUGAGAUUUGUUGAUGCUCAUGCUGCAACACUUAAGAAAGAAAUAUGUGAUGUCCUCACCAGAUAUAAUCUAAAAAUACACAAUAUUCAGGGUCAAGGGUAUGAUGGUGCUAGCAACAUGUGUGGUGCUUUUAAUGGAUUGCAAGCUUUAUUUCUUAAAGAUUGCCCAUAUGCAUAUUAUGUACAUUGUUUUGCCCAUCGACUCCAACUAGCGUUAGUUGCAGCUGCUGAAAAUGAGAUCUCUAUAUGGCUUUUCUUUUCAAAUUUGACGACUAUUGUUACUCUUGUUACAUCUUCGUCCAAACGCAAUGCCGAGUUACAAUCUGCUCAAGUUAAUGAAAUUGCACGUUCUGUUGUUGCUGGUGAACGCGAGACUGGACGAGGAGCUAAUCAGAUUGGUACUUUGCAUCAAGUAGGAACUACACGUUGGAGCUCCCAUUUUGAUUCUAUUUGCGACUUAAUAGAUAAGUAUAAUGCAACUAUUAAUGUACUUGAAAAUAUUAUCACUGAUGGUUCCUCUACUUCGAUGCGUGGGGAAGCUGAGAUGAGUGCUCGUUAUAAACAUUCUAGUCGUUCAUGCCAGCAAAAGGAUGUCAUCACAGUUGAGCAUCACUUUCAUUAUGAUAUAUUUAAUGCUACAAUAGAUUUUCAAUUGGAAGAGUUAAACUCUAGAUUCAAUGAUGAGACAGUAGAACUUCUUAUGUUUAGCUCUGCUUUGGAUCCAAAAGAUAAUUUUAAUUGGUUCAACAUUGAUAAGAUUUGUAAUCUCGCUGAGAAGUAUUAUCCUGAGGAUUUCACUGAACAGGAAAUCUAUAAUUUGAGAUGUCAGCUACAACAUUAUGAGCUCGAUGUGGUUUGUCAUGAAAAUUUUCAAAAAAUGUCCACUAUCUCAGAAUUGUGUCAAGGGUUAUUUGAAACAAAAAAAUUACAGUACUAUAAUUUGAUCGACAAGUUGAUUCGUCUAAUUUUAACUUUACCCGUUUCUACGACAACUACAGAGUGCGCAUUUUCAGUUAUGAAGCAUGUUAAAACAGUUCUUCGUAAUAGAAUAGGAGAAGAUUUUCUAACAGAUUCUAUGAUUAUCUACAUUGAAAGAGAGUUUGCUUCAAGUAUUGAUUCAGAUUCUAUCAUUGAUGAAUAUUAUACUUUGAAGAAUCGUAGAGCACAACUUCAAUAA